Molecule: messenger RNA, 996 nt
Organism: Lodderomyces jiufengensis
Lineage: Eukaryota; Fungi; Ascomycota; Pichiomycetes; Serinales; Debaryomycetaceae
Gene: RPF2
Product: rRNA-binding ribosome biosynthesis protein
Exons: 1
Coding region: 1-996 (331 amino acids)
Biological process (GO): maturation of LSU-rRNA from tricistronic rRNA transcript (SSU-rRNA, 5.8S rRNA, LSU-rRNA); ribosomal large subunit assembly
Cellular component (GO): nucleolus
Molecular function (GO): rRNA binding
Source: RefSeq, a predicted model, not a curated record
AUGAUUAGAACGAUAAAACCAAAGAAUGCACGUUCCAAAAGAGCAUUAGCUAAAAAAGAAGCGAAAUUAGUAGAAAAUACAAAAUCAGCAUUAUUUGUACCAGGAUCAACAGGAAAUAAGUUAUUACAUGAUAUAAUGUGUGAUUUAAUGGCUAUAAAAAAACCAUUUGCUAAAAAAUUUUCCAAAAAGAAUGAAAUAAGACCAUUUGAAGAUUCAUCAGAAUUAGAAUUUUUUGCUGAAAGGAAUGAUGCAUCACUAAUGGUAUUCUCAUCAAACAAUAAGAAAAGACCAAAUACUUUAAUAUUCACGAGAUUUUUUAACCAUAAAGUAUAUGAUAUGAUUGAAUUAAUGAUCAUUAACCAUAAAUUAAUCCAAGAUUUUAAAAAAUUAACAUUCACAAUAGGUUUAAAACCAAUGUUUGUAUUUAAUGGACCAGCAUUUGAUAAUCAUCCAGUAUAUCAACAAAUAAAAUCAUUAUUUUUAGAUUUUUACAGAGGUGAAGAAACAGAUCUACAAGAUGUUGCAGGUUUACAAUAUAUAAUUUCAAUAAGUACAGGAGAAAUUGAAGAUUUAAAUAAUGAUAAAAAUUUACCACAAGUUAAUUUCAGAGUAUACAAAUUAAAAACUUUUAAAUCAGGUCAAAAAUUACCAAGAGUUGAACUUGAAGAAAUUGGACCAAGAAUUGAUUUCAAAAUAGGAAGAAGAAUAACUCCUGCACCAGAAGUUGAAAAAGAUGCUUAUAGAAAACCAAAACAAUUACAACCAAAAGAAAAGAAAAAUAUUUCAACUGAUUUUAUGGGUGAUAAAGUUGCUCAAGUCCAUGUUGGUAAACAAGAUUUAAGUAAAUUACAAACUAGAAAAAUGAAAGGAUUAAAAGAAAAAUUUGAUCAAAUUAGUGAAGAUGAAGAUGAAGAAGAUGAUGUAUAUGUUUCUGAUGAAGAAUAUUUUGCUGAUGAAGUUGAAGAUGAACCACAACAAAAGAAACAAAGAAGAUAA